Messenger RNA from Clonostachys rhizophaga, 2397 nucleotides. The record is from the annotation of a GenBank genome assembly. NCBI's taxonomy places the organism in Eukaryota, Fungi, Ascomycota, Sordariomycetes, Hypocreales, Bionectriaceae.
AUGGACACGGUUGGCGAGGCUCCUUUCUCCUUUGAGGAUUUCUUUCCCAAUCUUGGUGGCACGCAGGGACUCGACCUCGGCACCGAUCCGAGCCCCUUCCCACCCAAUUCGAUACCACCAGCUCAGCCCGACGGAACCGACCGGCCAAAUCUGUCAUUCACGCUCCAAGACAAUGCGGACUCUUCCCGCUCUCAAAAAUCAUUUCCUAAUCCUGCAAAGAAUGGGGCGCGGUUCUCCUCGACGUCACGUCGAAUUCUCAAGGACUGGUUUGAAAGUCACCCGCAGCAGCCGUAUCCUACUGUCGGGGACAUCGAGAGAAUACAACGACAGACUGGGCUGAGCCGGCAACAGAUAUUGGGAUGGUUUUCUAACGCUCGAAGGCGACGCAAACCCCAGCCCCGUCACCGCCCUUCAACCCCCAUUAUUCGACCAGCCGGCCCCAACUUGGAUGCCUCUCUCGAGCAAAUGAACCCACUGGAGAGAUGGCAGAACUCCCCGCCUGACCAAGAACCCGCCACAGCCUUUGCAAUCGCUCGCGCAGCUGAGACCCAGGCACCGGCUUCACACCACUCUUCCGACUCCGGGAAACCCUUAGAUCCCUACUGGGACGACUCGUCCGCAAGCAGCGCCGUUGCUUCUUACUCCAGCGGCAGCUCCUUUGCGUCUUCCCACUAUGCUGCAUCCUACUUAUCCAGGUAUUCAGGCGGAAGCCACGGAUCAGCCAGUACUCUGGAGCACCUUCGGAAAUCAAUCAAGCGAAGGCGACGUCGGCUUCCCAGACGAAAACCAACCCACAACCCGCUCAAUUCCCUCACGCAGGUUGAUUACACGUUUCAAUGCACCUUUUGCACCGAGACCUUCAAAACAAAACAUAACUGGAAGCGGCAUGAGCGUUGCCUCCACCUCUCAUUGGAGCAAUGGGAAUGCUCUCCAUAUGGUCCUACGAUGUUGAUAGAUGGCCAAGGUACAAAUGCUUGUGUCUACUGUGGGGAGCUGAACCCAGACCAGGCGCAUCUAGUGGACCACAACCCAAUGAGUUGUAGCCAAAGGGCAGGAUCAGAACGUUUGUUCUAUCGAAAGGACCACCUGCAACAACAUCUGAAGCUCGUCCAUAUGGCUGGUUUUAGGAAAUGCCCUAUGGAGAAAUGGAAGCAGGUGGUUGAGCAGGUACGAUGGCGGUGCGGCUUUUGUGAUACCGUUGGAAAUUCCUGGUCUGACAGAAUAGACCACCUUGCGGAGCACUUUCAGACUGGGAAAACAAUGGCCGAUUGGACAGGUGAUUGGGGUUUUGAGGAGCAUAUACUAGACAUGGUAGAGAAUUCCAUGCCUCCGUGUAAGCCACGUCGUAACCUCGCUGCCAUGCUGACUGGUACUGAUCUUGAGUUCACAAUAGACUUCAUCCACGCCGAACGAUCCUCGCCUUGGCCGUUCACUACUCAGCAAGGCCCCCCGGAAACUCCAGUGAGCGCUUUCGACUUGCUCACACUGGAGCUGGAGCAUUUCCGGAUCAGUUGUCUCAACACAGAACAUCGCGAGCCGUCGUACCCCGAGCUUCAAUAUGAGGCCUGCUGCGUCAUCUUUGGUUCAGAAUUAUUCUGCCCAGUCCCAGUCGUCCCACGGCCGUCGUGGCUACGUGAUCUUCUCAUGUCAUCCGAGGAUAUUUCUCAGCGCGCUCGUCUACGGCCAGUGAAGGAUUCGUCCAGUUUUCGAAUCACACAGUUGCAGAUACACGGAAAAGACAAUAUCUUUCAAGAUUGUGGCCUGGAGAGGGAGCUUCAGAAAUAUGUUGAGACCUUUGUCCUGUUGGAAUUGACAAUUGAGAACUGUGAACUACAAUCCGAGGCAGGCAGGAUCGCUCUCAAGUUCGGGGAAGUCUCAUCCAUCCAUUCCGAAAUAUUUGUCCCAUUCCUGAAUAGUCUCAUCUUUGGCUCUACAGAAUGGCUUGAAGCAUUUCGCCAACGUGCCCGACUGAUGCCCGUCAACAGUUUCUCCCUCUCGGCCAUAGAUCCAACAUGCGCGUUGGGUUCUCAAACAUUUCUAGAGCAAUCAAUUUUAGAAACGCCAGCCGGCCUUACCAAUGAGACGUACCACAGUGAAACAGCCUUGGCAUCCCCGUCACCGCCCACAAAUGCCAAGGCGCCCUCGUCGUUCCUUCACGACAGCAAUUGUUAUAGACGCCUUACCAGGGAACUCUCACGGUUCGUAGCAAGCACCACGUCAUCACGGAAUCCGGCCCAACACAUCCCCUCGGAUGAAGAACUACGACAUCAUGCGCGAUGGAUCAUGUUCCAAGAUGACGAUCAAUGGAACCAAACUCCUGCUGAUAACCCGUAUUGGCUGCUUGAUUUCAAACGUGAAGUAGGCUUACAGACUAAUGAUUCGGCCGAAGCGGAGUAA